Messenger RNA from Pundamilia nyererei, 2552 nucleotides. RefSeq names its product MINDY lysine 48 deubiquitinase 3 (gene mindy3). Bases 429 to 1796 code for a protein of 455 amino acids. Gene Ontology annotation, biological process: protein K48-linked deubiquitination. The record is from RefSeq and is a predicted model, not a curated record. Lineage: Eukaryota; Metazoa; Chordata; Actinopteri; Cichliformes; Cichlidae. The transcript is spliced from 16 exons. Gene Ontology annotation, molecular function: cysteine-type deubiquitinase activity; K48-linked deubiquitinase activity; calcium ion binding.
CGCCGCAGCCCUUGACGCAUCUGGAACUUUCUGGAUUUCAACCAAUGGGCAAAUACGUCAAUUGUACGCUCUUCUCUUUUCCCCACACAAUUCCGUUGUAAAUAAACGAAUGACAGAGACGCGGUUGACGGUGAAAUUGCUACCAGAAAAUUUCAUCAAUACAGGAUACCAUUACCGGACUGUGUAUUAAGGUUUCUGUGGUUACGUUGAUGUCAUUCCUACCCGCCAGUGUGCUGUCAGUACUUGUAGUCAGGCUGUCGUGUACAGGCAGCUUGUGGCCAAUGCCACAGGUUUCGACCUGCCCGGAAAAGUAAACUGUCAGCAGCAAGAGGAAAAAGCAAGUUGGUGUAAACAGACCUAUCUUUUCUCCACCUGGCUGUUGGACUGAAGAGGGACUGACUUUGGAUCAUCCAACACUGAAAGCUAACAUGUCAGAGUUAAAUAAAGAUGUGGUGGAUUUGGUUUGGGGGAGACCCUCCAGUGGAGUGUCUGUCUCCAUUUUCCGCAGAUGGGCCCAAGGAUUUGUUUUUAGUGAAAGUGAGCUCACAGCACUGGAGCAGUUUGAAGGAGGGCCCUGUGCUGUAAUUGCACCUGUCCAGGCUUUCCUCCUAAAAAAUGUCCUCUUUAGCAGAGAGAGUUCCAACUGGAGACAAAUGUCAGAGGAGGAGCAGAAAAUGGCACUCUGUUCGACGCUAAGCGAAAUCCUGGAGUCUGUCUGCUCCAGCACCUCCACGGGGUUCUGCCUGGUGACCUGGGCCAAAGGACAGAGCCCACACACUAGCACACAAACAAUCACACAGGCACAGUCGCAAACACAGGACAUGCCAGAGCCAGCAAGCAGUCAGCCACCACAGGAACAGCAACCCACUGCUUUGGCUGCUGAGGAGCUUGGCUUUGAGCAAUUUCACAGUGUUCUCCACAAACGGACGGUCAUGUCAGUGGCCCAUCUCAGAGAGGAGGUGCUGUCUCUCUACCACACCUGGAGGGGGUGCUGUGGAGUCUUGCUUUUCCUUUAUUCUGUCAUCCUCACUAAGGGCAUUGAAAAUAUAAGGAAUGAGAUCCAGGACACAAUGGAGCCUCUCAUAGAUCCUGUACAUGGCCAUGGGAGUCAAAGCCUGGUGAACCUUCUUAUAACUGGUCAUGCGGUCUCUAAUGUCUGGGAUGGAGACAGGGAGUGCUCUGGAAUGAAACUACAGGGAAUUCAUAAACAGGCAUGUGUUGGUUUUCUCACACUGAUGGAAUCACUACGCUACUGCAAGGUCGGGGCAUUCCUCAAGUCUCCAAAGUUCCCUAUUUGGAUCCUUGGCAGUGAAACUCACCUCUCUGUAUUUUUCACCAAGGAGAUGUCACUGGUUGGUCCAGAGUCUCCAUCAGAACAGGCAAGGAGGGUUUUCCAGUCAUUUGAUCCUGAAGAUAAUGGUUUCAUCCCAGAGUCUCUGCUGGAGGAUGUGAUGAAAGCUCUUGACCUUGUCUCAGAGCCUGAAUAUGUGACUCUGGUUAAGAGUAAGCUGGAUCCAGAGAACUUGGGCAUAAUUCUUCUGGGCCCAUUCCUGUUGGAGUUUUUCCCUGAUCAGGAUUCAGGAAUCCCAGACUCAUUUCCCGUCUACCACUACAAUGGUCUUAAACAGUCAAACCACAAAGAGAGGGUCGAGUACGUGGAGGGGACUGCUUUGGUGCUUGGUUUUGAGGACCCCAUGGUGCGGACGGAUGACACUCCAGUGAAGCGCUGCCUACAGACCAAGUGGCCCUACAUCGAGCUCUUGUGGACUACCGAUCGCUCUCCGUCAUUAAACUAGCACUGACACAACAAGCAGCGUGGUCCUGUGUAUGCAGAUGGACCACUACUGUGUCACAGCACGCCUCUCUGCACAAUGACCCCAAAAAGGUCGGCAGGCUACAAAACUGAAACACAUGCAACACAGAUGAAUGAGAACAAGGAAAACAAAAAAAGACACAAAUGCACUCAAGCGAUACAUGUUCAUGGACUAAACAUUAAAGCCAGAGAUCCACUCUGUCAUUCUCACAUUCCACACAAACUCACCUCUACACUUCAUGCUAUUGUCUGUACACCAGUGCUUGUAACUGACACUGAAGAUGUUUAUGAUGUGAUUAUUUAAAACAAAAAGAGUGACUGUUUAUUUUUACAGGUCUGCUCUGUGCCGACACCUGUGCUACAGCUUGGUAGUAAACCGUUAGCAUACUAGUUUGAUUCGACUGGAGCAUGUCAUCAAAUCAAAUGCUGAAUCGCAUGUAGAGCCAGUCGACUGUGAAACACUACUGUUAACCCAGCUAUAGGACUGUUCAAGGGAAAACCUACCAAAGCCUUCCACAUAAGAGAACACAGAGACGGACUGCUUAGAGUUUACAGCGUAAAAGGGACCAACCCGGACGCAGAGAUAUGACAGGAGGUUUUCUGUGUUUUAACCAAGACGGAGCUGGUUUAGGUGCUCUGUGUGAGUGCUUCAUGCACUACACUUGGAUGUUGGACAUGUGCUCAUGUAUUUAUUACCAACACUCAAAAAUUGUGAAAUAAACACCUUUUUUUUUGUUGA